AUCAUUCGUAUAUUCAACACGUUGACAAUUAUUCAUUAAUUGUACCUACCUUCAAACAUUGUUAAAAGCAUUAAUAUGUCAACUAUAUUUGUAAUGUUGAGUGUUAUAGGUUUUAUAACAUGCGUUAAUGGUGGUAACAACAAGAAUGCGACUUCCGACAUGCCUGUUACGGACAGAUAUACUAUGGAUGAAUGUAAGGAGGUAAUGUCGAAUGCCAAACUUGGAGAACUCAUGCAAAUAAAUGAUUCAACAUUUUGGAGCGACGCAAAGGAAUGGAGAGAUCAAGCUGCAACAUACAAUACCAAUGGUUACGAUAAUGAGCAUGAAAUUGUAAAAUCGUUCAUGGAUGCUUAUAAAAAAAAUAGACAUUUAACUCCAAGUGAUUAUUGUUCUUUCAACUUCAAAAUUCAACUUCCUAAUGAAAAUAAAAAAAAAGUCUAAAUAAAAUAUUAUUUGUUUAUUAUGUGUCCAUACCAUAGUUUUAAUAAACUACACAUUAUAAUUUUGUUUUAUAGACGUGGACAUGUAACUAACAUAUUACUUUGUAUAACUUAAAAUUUUAAAUCUAUAAAUAAAUAAAACUACAUUUUACAUCA
Acyrthosiphon pisum (pea aphid) is the source of this 596-nucleotide messenger RNA. RefSeq lists its product as uncharacterized. Lineage: Eukaryota; Metazoa; Arthropoda; Insecta; Hemiptera; Aphididae. The record is from RefSeq and is marked predicted.